AUGGAGUCGCCGUUGCGUGCCGAGCGCUCCUCGAGCGAGUUUGGUCGGCUCGCGCCGCGCAUCGUGCAGGUGGUAUGGGCAUGGAUGGUGCGUGGGGAGGCGCCGGAGACGCCUGUGGCCCCGUGGACGACGCCGGCCGAGUACUACGCGUCGAUGCCGCUGGACCUGCCGGCGGAGGGCGCGAGCGAGGAGGCGCUGGUGCAGACGGUGCAGGGCAUCCUGUCGAACAGCAUCAAUCCGUGGACGCACCGCUUUCUCGAGAAGCUGUACGCGGCGCCGGCGGUGGUGUCCGUGCUGGGCGACCUGCUGCUGGGCGCGCUGAAUGCGUCGGUGCAUGUCUUUUCCGCGUCGCCCCUGCUGACGCGCAUCGAGGAGCGGUGUGUGCAGGGCCUCUGUGAGCUCUUUGGCUACGGUGCCGAGGCGGAUGGCGUGGGCAUGCCGGGAGGCGCGGCCUCGAAUGUCCUCGCUGUGCAGACGGCCCUGAGCCAGGCGCUCGGUGGUGUGUACCGCGGGGGCGGCGUGUGGGCGCUUGUCGAGCGCCUGCACGCGCAGGGGCGGCGCGGCGCGGGCGCGCGUCCCGCGAUCCUCACGAGCGCGAGCUCGCACUUCUCGGUGGCGCGUGCGGCGCUCGCGGCGGGCCUGGGCGCCGAUGCCGUGGUGCAAGUGCCGGUCGAUGCGCAUGGGCGCAUGGACGUGGCCGCGCUCGAGGGCCUGCUGCGCGAGAUGCACGCCGAUGCGGCGCACCCCCGCGGCAUGCCGCUGAUCGUGUGUGCGACGAGCGGGACGACCGUGCUGGGCGCCUUUGACGACUUGGCGCGCAUUGCGCCGCUGUGUGCGCAGUACGGGUGCUGGCUGCAUGCGGACGCGUCGUGGGGCGGAAGCGCGAUCUUUGCGCCGGAAGGGCGUGCGCUGAUGCGCGGGAUCGAGCGCGCCGACAGCGUCACGGUCAAUCCCCACAAGCUGCUCGCCGUGACGCACCAGUGCUCGUUCCUGCUCGUGCGCGACCGGCGCACUCUGUCGGUGCGUGUCGACGACGCGGGCUACCUGUUCCACGAGGUGCCGGGAGCGCCGGACCUGGCGACCAAGACGCUCGGGUGUGGACGGCGGGGCGAGGCACUCAAGCUGUACCUCGUGUGGCUGCGCUACGGCACACAUGGCCUGUGUGCGCAUGUGCAGGCGGGCCUCGCCAAGGCGCGCACGCUGCUCGCGCACCUCGAGGCGCGCGCGCGCGCGCUGGAGCUCGGUCCGCUGGCCGAGCCGCUGUUUCUGCAGAUCUGCUUCCGGCCGCGGGGCCAGGGCUCGGAGGGCACGCGGCGCGCGCAUGCGCAGCUCGCGGCGGCGCAGCGCUACGCGGUGGACUUUGCGCCGCUGCCGGACGGCGAACGUACCGGGCGAUCAUCGAUACAGUGA
Malassezia sympodialis ATCC 42132 is the source of this 1410-nucleotide messenger RNA. RefSeq lists its product as uncharacterized. The transcript is spliced from 2 exons. The record is from RefSeq and is a predicted model, not a curated record. Gene Ontology annotation, molecular function: carboxy-lyase activity; pyridoxal phosphate binding. Lineage: Eukaryota; Fungi; Basidiomycota; Malasseziomycetes; Malasseziales; Malasseziaceae. Bases 1 to 1410 code for a protein of 469 amino acids. Gene Ontology annotation, cellular component: cytoplasm. Gene Ontology annotation, biological process: carboxylic acid metabolic process.